Molecule: messenger RNA, 1559 nt
Organism: Halteromyces radiatus
Lineage: Eukaryota; Fungi; Mucoromycota; Mucoromycetes; Mucorales; Cunninghamellaceae
Product: fork head domain-containing protein
Exons: 4
Coding region: 1-1512 (503 amino acids)
Biological process (GO): regulation of transcription by RNA polymerase II
Molecular function (GO): DNA-binding transcription factor activity, RNA polymerase II-specific; RNA polymerase II cis-regulatory region sequence-specific DNA binding; protein binding
Source: RefSeq, a predicted model, not a curated record
AUGUCAGAAGAAGGCAAACACUGUCCACCAUCCUUCAUAAUCCCAGGCGAAGUACCCAGCACAACAACACUCGACAGUACUAAUACUACACCAACUGUUACUACUAUCAAUACUUCAUUGCCUUCUUCUCCAACAGCACCUAUAAUAACACCACCACCGGCUCCACCGCCGCCACCCAUAGUAACUUCGUCUGUUGUAGUAACACCAACUAGAACAACCUCUGUGCUAACCGAUGUGGACGAAAAGGGAGGUAACAACUAUACCCCGACUACUAGUAACAAGACAAAGGAUCCAGAUGUACCAGUGCAAGCAUACGCAAAACUAGAGGGAGAGGAUUUCUGUUAUUAUAUUCGAACAUUACAAGUAACGUUGGGCAGAAAGGCGAUGAAACCUGAUAAUGUGGAUAUUCCUUUGGGCAAUACAAAAUCAGUUUCCAGACAGCAUGCACGUCUUUUUUAUAACUUCGCCACGCAGCGUUUUGAAAUGAUGGUAUUUGGGAAAAACGGCGCCUUUGUGAACGAAAGGUUUGUGGAACGUGGAGUCACGGUACCUUUGGAAAAUCGUACCAAGAUACAGAUUGGCGAAGUGGCGUUUGUAUUUUUAUUACCUCGACUAAUGGAAAUGGAUGAAACAGCUUUGCCUAGGAAUAAUGCUCUUCAUCCUCAUCAUCAUCAUCAUGACGAUCAAGGUGGUGAAGGCGGUGGAGGAUAUAUUUCUACUCCUCAACAAUUGGAAAAACAAUGUAAUACUUCAAAUUCAUUCAACAAUAAGGAUGUUAAACCACCUUAUUCUUACGCCUCUUUGAUUGCUCAAGCUAUCAAUUCUUGUUCAGAGAAAAAAAUGACUUUAAGCGGCAUUUAUGCUUAUAUCACUACAAAUUUUCCUUAUUAUCAAAUGACUCAAAAUGGUUGGCAGAAUUCAAUUCGACACAACCUAUCUUUAAACAAGGCAUUUAUUAAAGUACCACGGAAUGAUAAUGAACCUGGAAAAGGGGCAUUUUGGGCGAUCGAUACCAAUGCUGAAAGUCAAUUCUUGAAUGGGAUUUAUAAACGUAAUAAACGAGCCUCUCCUCAACAGUCCAAGAACUCACAUUCCGCCCAACCAAUGCAAACACAAUUGCAAAUACAAUUACAGCAUACCAUACGCCAACAUCUAUUAGAUCCCGUGCGUAAUCCAUUGCCUCCAUCCAUAGCUCAGUUAUUACCGCAAGCUAUUGCUCAGUUGCCUCCUGCCUUGCAAACACAGUUGUCAGCCACCUUACAGGCCGCUCUUCGUGCUCAUCAUCAACAAAAGCUGCAACAACAGCAACAGCAACAGCAGCAACAAAACGUUAAAGUAGACAAGUCCUCGUCAACAUCACAUUCAUCUAAUGUUGCAUCGCCCACAAGUACGGAAAAUACUGCCACUAUAUCCUCCUCAGUCUCUAGUACGAAUACUACCAACAUAACCACUAUCUCAUCCCCAACAAAUAAUAAUGCACAUGCUGAAGAUUCAAAGGACAGCUCUUUAUGAUACGUUUUUGUUACCAUUAAUCAAUAAAUCUUUUUUUCUUAUAUACA